AUGGAGAGUGAAUCAUCGAGUGCCCAAAAUGGCGGGAGAACAACUUGGACCCCUCAAAUGGAUGACAUGUUUAUAGAACUUAUGGUAGAACAAGUGCUUAAUAAACAACUACUGGAUGGCCAAUUUAGCAAAUGUGUAUGGACAAACAUCAUCACUAAAUUCAAAGAAAGCUUUGGUCCUUCUUUUAAUAAGGAUGUUUUGAGAAAUCGCAUGAAAACUUUGAAGAAAAGUUUUAAUGUUGUAAGUAGUAUUAGAGGUCAAAGUGGCUUUGGCUGGAACAAGAAGAAAGAAAUUCCGACUGCACCUGAUGAUGUAUGGGAAAGACAUAUUAAGGCACACCCCGAAUACAAACAAUGGAGAACAAGGUCUCUUCCACACUAUGAUGACCUAGCUAUGAUCUUUGGUGACAGUAGGGCGACUGGACAACAUAGCAGGUUUAGGGAUGAUAAUAACCAGGACAACCAUGAGGUCGAUGAUGACGGGGAUGACAAUACUCAAGAUCAUAAUGAGAAUCCUGAAGAUCAGAAUGAGAAUACGUAUGGAAACGGUAAUAUUAGUGAUGAUAAUACACCUGAACUGCCUAAAACAACAAGAACUUCAAUAGGUUCUAGUUCACGUUCAUUUAGAAAGACAAAAAAGAGCACCGGAGAAGGGAUGGUGGAAGCAAUUCAUUUGAUGGCGAGUGUUGUUAAUAAUAUCGCAACCAAAAAAGAGGAAAACAAAAACUCUUCUCUAGAGAAAAAUGUAGUUGCUGCACUUGAGGAAAUACCUGAAUUGGAUGAUUUUUUGUUCAUGCAAGGUUUAGAUUUACUGGAAGACUAGAAGAAAGCAAAGAUUUUCAUAGCAUUAAGUGGGGACAGGAGAUGAAAUUGGUUAUUUUCAAAGCUUAAGUGGAGACGAAAUUGGUUAUUCCGAUUACUAUUAAAGUGGCAGAAGUGAUUAGGAUGAUGAUUUCAGUUUAAUUAGGUUCAUAUGUUUUGGUUUCAAAAUAAUUAGAUGGAUAUCUUUAGUUGUGUCUAGUUAUUUUUAGUUUCAAAUUUCA
Messenger RNA from Papaver somniferum (opium poppy), 1042 nucleotides. RefSeq lists its product as uncharacterized. The record is from RefSeq and is a predicted model, not a curated record. Lineage: Eukaryota; Viridiplantae; Streptophyta; Magnoliopsida; Ranunculales; Papaveraceae. Bases 1 to 822 code for a protein of 273 amino acids. The transcript has 2 exons.